Messenger RNA from Scleropages formosus (Asian bonytongue), 2334 nucleotides. It is a transcript of the gene klf4, whose product is annotated as Kruppel like factor 4. Lineage: Eukaryota; Metazoa; Chordata; Actinopteri; Osteoglossiformes; Osteoglossidae. The transcript has 4 exons. Gene Ontology annotation, biological process: regulation of transcription by RNA polymerase II. The record is from RefSeq and is a predicted model, not a curated record. Gene Ontology annotation, molecular function: RNA polymerase II cis-regulatory region sequence-specific DNA binding; DNA-binding transcription factor activity, RNA polymerase II-specific. The coding region runs from base 382 to 1695 and encodes 437 amino acids.
CAAUACGCCAGUUUCACGUUACUGCGCAGAGUCCCUCUGCAUGGCAGCGCCGGUACCGGCGGGCGCGGGGAAUCCCCGGGUUUUGUCUCGCGCGUAAUCCAAUUUGGCGGUUGCGGCUCGAGAGCCCCGGCGCGGCGCUCCACGCGCCGCCGCGAGCGCGGACUUUGUGUUUGACUCGCGGACCGAGAAGCGGCAGUCGCGACUCAUGCAAAACAACCGGCGCGUUGUUUUACACAGGAGACUAAAGCGAAUUAAAAGGAGAACUAGUCAUUGAUGAGUGAGAGCAUCGUAGAAACAAGUUUUGGGAGGUCACGUCGUCAGCGGUGACAGACAGGUCUGACGCUCUUGUGCUCCAGCAGGCAGCCGCCGAGCGACUUCGACAUGGCGCUAAGCGGGACGCUCCUGCCCUCCAUAUCCACGUUCGCCAGCGGCCCCGCCGGCGUGAGGAGCAAAUCGGCCGGAGCGGCAGCCGGACUGGCCGCAUCGAGAUGGAGAGAGGAGUUGUCCCAUCUAAAGAGACCAUGUGGACCUUCAUCUGGAGGUUACCCCGAUCACGACAUUCACGCAAAUUUGGUCAAGAAGGAUCCUGAAGACCUGGAUCUGCUGGACUAUGACUUCAUCUUAUCCAACACAAUGCAGCAGCAGCAACAGCAGCAGCAACAGGAUUCAACAGUGGGCAGUUGCCGAAACUUGCCCACCUCCCCGGCUUCCUACCAGUUGCCCUCCCCUCAGGGCACGGCAAGCGACGUUCUCUACACAAUCCCAGAUGUCAAUGACGUGCCCCCGUCAGGGGGCUUUGUAGCAGAACUUAUGAGACCUGAGCUGGACCCUGCUUAUUUGCAGCCCACCAGUCUUCAUGGAAAGUUUGUAGUCAAGACCACCAUGGACAUGGCGGAGUACAGCCAGAGCAUUAAUGUCGGCAAAAGCAGCACUUCCCUGGAGCCCUCUGUGUCAUUUGUUUGCCCCAGGAUAAAGCAGGAGAACCCUAGCACGUGCACCAUUAGCCAGCCAAUGGACACCCACCACGGUGUUAACUCACAUCCUGGGACUUGCCAAAGACCUCUUCUUGGCCCUCAUGAUUUUACCUCAGGCCGGCCUCGGGUAGCCAGCCAGACGUCAGCAUCCCUUCCCCAAGAGGUUAUGAGCAGAGACCACCUCCCCACCGCUCAGGUUUUAAGCCACCCACCACUGCCUCUCUCCCAAGGCUACCAUAUUUCUGCGGGCUACCCUCCUUUCCAGGCGCCUCCAUCCCUGCAGUACCAAGGUCAGUCCUAUCUCACUGUUUAUGAAGAACCUUUGCACAUUCCACCUUUGCUGCCUGAGGCGAUGCUCACCCCACCCUCUUCACCCCUAGAGCUCUUGUCCCCUGGGGACUCUUUGCCAGAGGAGCCUAAACCCAAGCGAGGGCGCCGUUCAUGGCCCAGAAAAAGGAUAGCUACCCACACAUGCGACUAUGCAGGCUGUGGCAAAACGUACACCAAGAGCUCCCAUCUCAAGGCACAUCACAGGACGCAUACAGGAGAGAAGCCUUAUCACUGUGACUGGGAGGGUUGUGGCUGGAAGUUUGCCCGCUCUGAUGAGCUUACACGCCACUACAGGAAACACACGGGCCAUCGCCCUUUCCAGUGUCAGAAAUGUGACCGUGCUUUCUCAAGGUCCGACCAUUUGGCUCUGCAUAUGAAACGGCACUUAUAGGACUUGAUCCUCUUUGGAAGGGGAAAGCUCAAAGUGAACUGGUGACCUAUCGCACAUUGCCUUCAGACUGCGACCCUACGACACAAGCUCUUGCCAAUGUCAAAGGAAUCUCAUCUAGGGCUUGGACAUCAAGAUGUUUUUGUUGGCUUCCAGUGACCUAGAGAUUGCUCAAGACCCAUUAAGAUCAGUUUGUGUUCCCUGGGACUUAACUGGAAUCCCUACACUGACAAGACUUGGAGGACCAAGUGCCAAAGCGACUGGAAAUGUAUGAAUUUCAGGGAAAAUGCAAACAAGUGACUACCAGUAACUAAGAGGCCUUCAACUGUUUCCAUUCCAUUUGUCUUCUAGAACACACCAUUUGUGUGUUGUAUUUAAUAUAACUUCUGAUAUUGACCUAAUAAGCCAUUAAAUUUGGGUACAGAAUAAUUUAAAGUAUGUUACAGAAUGGUGCUCAGAUUUGUGUAUUUAAUGGUACCAAAGGAACAAAAGACGCAGCUUAUCUUUCUAGUGCCAUAUGAAUAUCUGUGAGGAUCUCAAAGUUUAUUCCACAUGCUUGACUUCAAUCAGGUGAAUGUUUUGCUUCUCGGCAGUGAAGUCAGUCUUCUCUGUGCUGUGGUUGCAAAGUGCAAUAAUUUAAAA